UAAUCGCUCCUUAACGGACCAUAGGCUCAUCAAUUGACUGACGAGCAAGGACGAUUUUCGGAUCGUUGCUGCGUCAAUUCGCUUCUUGCAGCGUCAAUUGCCAAAAAGUUACUUUUUUCUUAGUUUUUACACGUGGGACUAUGUUGUUAAACUAGAUGAUUAGAUUACGUGUUGCACCUUUCAGAAACAGUCAUCGGGAUUACAAUUACGCGCUACCCACACCGUUAUCGAGGGCUUUUACGCAGCACGGAGUCCUGGGGAGUCCCUCGCAUCCGCACAUACCCUUCCUCCUGUUCGACAAGUUCUGUCCCUUUCUAUCCUCACACCCGUUUACAUCGCAUAGCUGUUAAUUGGGGAUUCGGAGCAGUAAAGAACGGUAAAAUGGCUGAGGAGCAGGGGAAAACGGGGAAAGGGAUCAACACUGGGAAACUGGCCACCAGCAUGCAGAAAAGACUUAGCAGAGCGCAAGAAAAGGUCCUUCAGAAGCUGGGUAAAGCUGAUGAGACCAGGGACACAGCGUUCGAGGAGGGUGUGGCUAACUUCAACAAGCAGAUGGCCGAGGGCACCAAACUACAGAAAGACUUGAGGGCCUACCUGGCAGCAGUUAAAACCAUGCAUGAUGCGUCCAAGCGUCUGCAGGACUGUCUGGCGGAUAUGUACGAGCCAGAGUGGUUUGGCAAGGAGGAGGUGGAUACCAUCGCAGAGGAGACAGACAUCCUGUGGUCAGAUUACCACGACAAGCUUGUGGACAAUUCCAUGAUCGCCAUGGAUACCUAUCUGGCCCAGUUCCCUGACAUUAAGGCACGCAUCGCUAAGCGGGACAGGAAGAUGACCGACUACGACAGUGCGAGGCAUCACUUUGGCUCCCUACAGAAGGGCAAGAAGCAGGACCAGGCCAAGAUCGCCAAGCCGAUGUCUCUUGUGGAGAAGGCUGCCCCAGGUUGGGCCCAGGGGAUUCUGUCUGCUCAUCAAAUAGCCCAAACUAACCUGACCAGAAACCAGGCAGAGGAGGAGUUAGGGAGAGCUCAGAAAGUAUUUGAGGAGAUCAAUGUAGAUCUGCAGGAUGAGCUACCACAGCUGUGGAACAGUCGUGUUGGCUUCUAUGUUAACACAUUCCAGAGUAUGGCUGGAUAUCAGCAGAGGUUCCACAAAGACAUGGGAAAGCUGAACCAGGACCUGAAUGACGUCAUGACCAAACUGGAUGAGCAGAGGCUGGCCAAAAAGGCAGGUAAAGACUGGAAGCCUGGACCCAAGAAGAGUGAGGCAGCCGCCGUCAACCACAGCGUUACCCCAGACGCUGCACCCAAGACGAGGCCGGCGCCCCCUGGACCCGCCCCUGUACGCCCGCCCCCCAGCCCCAGACCCUCGUUGACUCCAGCUCCAGACACGCAACAACAGGACAUAAUCUUGUUCGAUGGUGAAGCCCUGGUUUCCGACGCUAACACAACCGCACCGUCACAGGCAACCGCACCAUCACAGGCAACCACCCCGUCACAGCCGCAGGUGGCUUCCUGGGACUCAUGGGAGCCUGAACCCGAGCAUCCCCCUGCAGUGGAGGAGCCCCAGCAGAACGACGACAAAGAGUCCCAGGAGACCAAGGCCGGCUGGGAGGAAGAUGAGCCUGCAGCCAACCAGGGUGGCUGGGGCAAUGAUGAGACUGGGGCCGCCCCGAGCUGGGAUACUGAAGGGACACAAGCUUCUCAGGCAUGCUGGGACCAGGAUGUGACCCAGACUGGGCAUUCUCAGGGUGGCUGGGGCGAUAACGGGGCCCAGGUAGGGGAAGAGGCUGCAGAUGCUGCCUCUGAUGGACAGGCAGGCUGGGGUGAUGCGGGUGCCCAGGCUGGGUGGGCAGAGGAGCCAGCUGCAGACGUGCAGGUGGGCUGGGCUGAGUCUGGGCAGACUGGCUGGGCUGACUCAGAGCAGAGAACUGACACUGCUGUGGCAGCCGCUGCAGGGGCUGCAACCACUGCGGUGACCAAUGGGUCUUCUGAGGUGCUGCCGGCUGGAGUCAUCUACAAGGUCAAAGCCAUGCAUGACUAUGCUGCCACCGAUGGAGACGAGCUGGAGAUGAAAGCAGGAGAUGUUGUGCUGGUCCUGGCCUGGGAGAAUCCUGAUGAGCAGGAUGACGGCUGGCUCAUGGGCGUGAAGGAAUCUCAUUGGCUGGAGAACAAAGACCUCUUGGCAAAAGGAGUCUUCCCUGAAAACUUUACCCAGAAGUUGUGAGCCAGACGUCCCAUCCAAACGGCACUUCCACUUCCCCUCUAAUCCCUCUUCCGUCCUUUGGGACAUCUGCCAGGAUAGAAACAAACCAAAACCACAUCAUCUCAAUCCUUGACCCAUGUAUCAAAUGUGCUGGUAUAUUUUAGCCGAUUCGCACGAUUAUUGUUUUGAUUUGUUACAUUUGACUACAUAAUGUAUGUGUUUUUGCUAAUGCUAAUGUGGUCAGUAAUGUAUUUAUGCUAAGCUAAUGUGGCCAGUAGAAACAAAGAGUAUGCUAGUUUCAAUGAAAAAGUAAUGGAUGUCACACUGCUUGAACACCUUUUGACAUGUCAUGUAAAAAAAAAAAAAAAUAUUAAGAGUUGCAUGAUCAUUUUACUGUAGUCAUUUACUUUGUAACAACAUCACACCCCUAGACAGAGAUUGGGACUGCUCUGGUAUCAGUCCUUCAGUUCUGACUGUGAUGAGACGAAAAAUGUACUGGUACUGGACCAGAACCUUGGGGCACACCACACCAGAUUAAAGCAAUGUGACCUGGUUCAUGUUCGGAAGGGUACUCUAAGAAAAACGUUUUGCAACGG
Oncorhynchus kisutch (coho salmon) is the source of this 2798-nucleotide messenger RNA. RefSeq names its product bridging integrator 1b (gene bin1b). The record is from RefSeq and is a predicted model, not a curated record. Lineage: Eukaryota; Metazoa; Chordata; Actinopteri; Salmoniformes; Salmonidae. Gene Ontology annotation, molecular function: tau protein binding; phospholipid binding. Bases 382 to 2223 code for a protein of 613 amino acids. The transcript is spliced from 19 exons. Gene Ontology annotation, cellular component: cytoplasm; synaptic vesicle; plasma membrane.